Messenger RNA from Schistocerca cancellata (South American locust), 1212 nucleotides. RefSeq names its product odorant receptor Or2-like. The transcript has 6 exons. Gene Ontology annotation, molecular function: odorant binding; olfactory receptor activity. Gene Ontology annotation, biological process: sensory perception of smell; detection of chemical stimulus involved in sensory perception of smell. Lineage: Eukaryota; Metazoa; Arthropoda; Insecta; Orthoptera; Acrididae. Gene Ontology annotation, cellular component: plasma membrane. The record is from RefSeq and is a predicted model, not a curated record. Bases 1 to 1212 code for a protein of 403 amino acids.
AUGGCUGCAGCAGUAGGUAAAGCGCCGCAGAAGCCAGGGUCAGAGGUGGAUGGGCAGCAAGGUGUCGGGCGCACGCUGUCGGGCAACGUGCUCUACCUGACGGUGGUGGGGCUGUCGCCGCGCGUGCGUGGACCGGCCUACCUGGUGUACGCGGCGCUGGUGCAGCUGUGCGCCGCCGUUUACGUGGCCGUCGGUCUGUUCAGCAUCCACACCGCCCGAGGGGACGUGGACGCCAUCUCGCACACGCUGAUGCACAUACUCGAAGACGUCUCCGGUAUGACCAAGGCGGCGCUCUUCUUUCGCAAGAGGCAGUCCUUUUACCGUCUGGUGCGAGACCUGGAUCUGAUGGCGUCCGAGGAGUGGGACCGCCCCGAGCUGGAGUCUGCUCGGCGCUGGGCCCGCUGGAUGACGGUGUCGCUGAGUGCCUACAUCUACGCCGUCAUCCUGCUGUGGCUGCCGGCGCCGCUGCUGGCCGGCGGCGACCAGAAGCUGCUGCCCGUGGUGCAGAUCGAGGGAGUGGACUGGUCGCAGUGGCCCGGCACGUACGCCGCGCUCUACGCUCUGCAGUGCGCUGUGCUCCUCACCCAGGUGCCCGUCGUCAUCGGACUGGACUGCUUCUUCGUGGCGGCCAUGCUGCACGUGGGAGCCCUGGUGGAGCUGCUGGGGCAGCGCAUCUCUGGACUGCGGCUCUCUGGUGACGGUGGUGUGGACCUGACCGCUGACAGGGGACUCGCGAAGCGGCAGAUGCUGUAUUCAGAGCUCUGUUCCUGCAUCAGGAGCCACCAGAAAAUCACAAAGUUCCUGCGCGACCUGGAGGCCGCCAUGAGCACCAUGGUGCUGGUGCAGCUCUCCACCACCAUGGUCGGCCUCUGCAUGACUCUCUACCAGCAGAUACAGAUUAAGGACGCCCUCACGGCCCUGCAGUACGCCCUGAUCCUGCCCUUCUACAGCGCCGAGAUUUACUUCUACUGCUGGACGGCUGACGUCAUCACACAGCAGGGCGAGGCGCUGUCUCUGGCGGCGUACAGCAGCCACUGGGUGGGCGCCGGCGCCGCCUUCCAGGGGGCGCUGUCCAUCGUGAUGGCGCGCGCCCACAAGCCACUGCUCAUCACGGCGGGACACCUCUACCCCGUCAACACGGCGGCCUUCGUAGCGCUGGUGAAGGCUUCCUACUCGUACUACACGCUGCUGAGACAACUGGACGGCGACUGA